Messenger RNA from Dichotomopilus funicola, 4320 nucleotides. RefSeq lists its product as uncharacterized. The record is from RefSeq and is a predicted model, not a curated record. Lineage: Eukaryota; Fungi; Ascomycota; Sordariomycetes; Sordariales; Chaetomiaceae. Gene Ontology annotation, biological process: regulation of transcription by RNA polymerase II. The transcript is spliced from 9 exons. Gene Ontology annotation, cellular component: Rpd3S complex. Bases 1 to 4320 code for a protein of 1439 amino acids.
AUGUCGGCGAAUAAUUUAACAACCCCUACGACCGCAUCCUCCCGCACGCGGAACACGCGAUCGCGCUUCUCGAGUCCUCAGAUCGCGGCCGGAGCUACGGCCAACGGCAGUCAUGGUUCUGCGACGACGGGGAACAAUGCAUCAUUCACGAGGGCUGCUGCGGCUAAGGCAAAUGGAAAUGGUCAUGGAAGCAACGCCAACGGCACUAGGGCUAACAGCGUGAGUGGCGAUGGGCAAAAGACAUUCAUGGAUCGCUGGUUGGAGCCGCCGGUGCAGGUCAAGGCCAGUUAUCAAGAUGCAGGCCUCGUGCGCCAGGGUGUGUUUGAGAACAUGGCACCUCUCGGAACCCUACCCAAAGUCGGUCUUUUUAAGAAGACAACGCCAGCCCCAGCGGCAACCCCAGAACGCACUGGAAGCCAUACCGGUGUGCGCCGGAUUGUUGUUAAACAGAGAUCAGCGACGGCUACUCUGCCUUCGACUCCAGCCCCUAUUCUUCCGCCGCCUCCUCCUCCUAGGAACGCGGCUACGUCUGCCACCCCGGGACCUGUAACUGAGGCGGAUGAGACCGAGGAGGAAGAGGAUCAGGACGAGGAGGAGGAGCAGAAGCAGGAUGAGCAGACCAUGAUCGGAAGCACCGGCACGACCGGAAAGGGCAAGAGCAACUCACAGCGCCCUCAACGAUCGCGAUCACAACGGCCGCGGUCUCAGCGCUCGCAAUCGCAGCUGUCGCGGGCCUCGGGCGACACGGAGAACGUGGACGAGGCAGCUGCAGAGUGGGCCCCUGCCGCUGCGGCGACCCAUCAAAAAUCGACCCGCAGGCGAUCGCGUCGCAGCAAUCAGCCCGCGCAACAACCACAGCAACUGAGCCCGCAAGCCGUGGCACGCGUGGUGCAGAACGCGGUCGUCGAAGCACUCGCGCAUCAGCAGUACCCCACCGCCUGGGCCCUGCGCACCAUGUUUGACGAAAAUUCGGCCAGCCAAGCCCACGUCGCCAUGUUCCAGAGCGUGUUCAACCAGACCGCCAGCGCCGACGAGCUCGUGAAAUUUGGUCGCAUGCUGCAGGUGCGCAAACGGGAGGGCAAGAAGAACAAUCGUGCCUACCACUAUUUUAUGCCCGACGCCCCGGUGGGCCAGGCCAUUCCGGCCCCUCAGCCGGCGCCUUACUCGGAUCUCGUCAACUUCAACAUGGCGGAUUUGCUUCAGGCUGCGUCUGCGUCUGCUGGUCCGGAUGCGACUAAGAAGAAGAAACGAGCGCGGUCCACGGCCGCCAGCGUCGCUGCUUCUUCCGAGGCCGCCGCAUUCGAUGAGACUACUGUCGCCGCUACCGACGAGCAGCAGCAGCAGCAGCUCGAGCAGUCUGAGGAGCCUGAGGUCGAGGCCGAGGUCGAGAUGCCCCCGCGCAAGAAGCGCAAGUCCACCAGGCAACAGCAGCAGCAGAAGCAACCAGAGGCCUCUGCAUCGACUACGCCGGCUGCACCGACUGCACCGACCCCCUCGGCGGCCGCUUCAUCUUCCAAGAUGACCACUCGCAAGGGCAAGGCUGCCAAAGGCAAAGGCAAAGGAAAGGCGUCCGCGACACCCGCCGAAACUCCCUCGUCGCGCAGGCGGACGCGCGCGGGCUCUGUCUCGAGCAUUUCAUCUCUCUCAAGCGCCCGGUCUCUUACGCCCCCGGAUAGCAUCCAAGGGCAGCAAGACCAGGAGCACGGCGACCAGGGCGGCCCGGCGCAGCAGGAGGGCGAGGAGGGCCAAGGAUUUGAUGAGGCCGGGCGCUCCCAGCCAAUCAGACUGGCCCAGCGGCGUCGGUCCAACGCACCGCGCAAGAGCCGGAACGUGUCACCGUCCCAAGCCGCCGCUGCGUCCUCAUCAUCAACCAAUGCUGCGGCGCUUGCGCAGGACCAACAGGGCGAGCAGCAGAGCGCGCUGCAGAAGAUGAACGCCGUGGCCGGGAAUCAGGGCCAGGAGCAAACGGAGGGCGCCUACGAGCUGCCCGCCGUGGUCGACUCGCCCCUUUUCCCCAACCUCAAGAAGGGCUGGGCCAAGUUCAUGACGGAGGCCGACAUCAUCGCCCAGUUGCGCGUCAAGCGCCCCUACACCGAGGAGGAGAAGGCAGAGUUCCGCCGCCGCGCUCGCCAAAUGACCACCCGGCCGGCCAUCCACAGCAGCAUCCGGCCGGAUGCCCCAAUCGACGACGAGGCCGACGAGCAGGACCUGGACGACGAGCUCCAAUUCCAACCGGAGCCGGCCACCCCUACUCCCGCGGCAACGGGCUCUGGAUCGCGCACCACGCGCAACACGGCCGCUGCUGCUGCUGCGGCUGCGGCAGCCAACACCGCUCUCUCGUCGGCGCGAGCCACGCCAGCUCCAGCAACCCAGACCCUGACUCGUGAGGGUCGCAGCACGCGCGCCUCGCUCAAGCGCACCCACGACGAUGUCAACGACGAUCAGCCGUCGCCGACUACCAACGGCGGCUUCAACAACCCUUUCUUCCCUGCUGGCUCGGAGGCCCCAUCUACCGCGACAGGUGCUGUGGGCGGUGCCGACUCCCGUGCUGGCACACCAGCGCUGCGUGCUGCCAAGAGACCGAGGACUGGUCUGCGUGUUAAGAACUCGCCGAUGAAGAAGAAUGGUCCGUCGGCUGGUAUUCCUCGUCCGAGUGGCGAACGCAGCAGUCCUGUGGGCAAUGCUCCGCGCGAGGAUGACAACGAUGACUACUGCUCGUCCUGCAGCGGCAACGGCGAGCUCGUCUGCUGCGACGGGUGCACCCGCUCGUUCCAUUUCGGCUGCGUCGACCCGGUCCUGCGCCCGGAGGCCAUGCCGGUCGAGUGGUUCUGCAAUGUCUGUCGCACUCGUCGCGAGCCUUCCCAGCUGCCCGUUCACGGUGGCGCGUUUGCCCUAGUGUUGGAGAAGCUCGACGCUAGGAACUCGAGCGCCUUCCGCCUGCCGGCUUCCGUCCGCGACCGCUUUGAGGGUGUGCGCACCGGUGCUGAUGGCGAGUAUGAGGAGAUCUCGACGGCGCCUAAGCCGAAUGCUCGGUACAAGAAAAAUGAUGAAGAGCAGGCGUUUGACAACUACCGCGUGCGCGACGCCGACGGUAACGCAGUCAUCUGCCACAAGUGCCAGCAGGCCACCGCGUCGGAUCGCCCAAUCAUCCCCUGCAGUGCCUGCGGCAUCUACUGGCACACCGACUGCCUCGAUCCUCCCAUGCCGAACCCGCCCUUUGUGCUGCGCACCUGGAAGUGUCCGUUGCAUGCGGAUACUCUGCUUGCCACGUUCCCCAACACCCUUCACCCUGCCCACAGGCACCGCAAGAUCAAGGAUGCGCCCGUCAUUAGCCCGUCCUACAAGCGCGGCUUCGCCAACAAUGGCCACAUCGAGGUCGACCUGGACGACAGCGAGGACGAGAGCGGCUGGAGGGAUGUUGAGACCUUCGGUCGCACGGUGCGCCUGUCUGAGAAGGGCAUCAAGCUCGACUUUAUCAGCCGGCGGCGUUCGGUUCCGCUCCCAGAGCCUGCUGCGCGUUUAAGCCCGGAGCCUACGCCCGAACCUGUGCCGGUCGCUUCUGAUCCUCUCACCCAGCGCUCGCUGAACGAGCAGCAGGCGGCUCUCAACUUGGCCCGACUCAACACGACUCGUGACGAUGGCGUGUCGACGCUGAUUGAGGCCAUGAUUUCUGAAGCCAAUCCCUCCGUGAUUGAUUUGAUGGCACGUGUUCAGCCCAGCCAUCUGGAGAACAACUCCCAGCUCAGCCAGCUCGAUCAGCAGGGUCUUCGCGCCAUUCUGGCCCAGGCCGAGUCCAUGACCCAGCAUAUCCGCCAGCUCUUGACAUCUACCCAACCCGCGCAGACCGAACCGACCCCAACUUCAUCUAACACUACCAAUCUCCCCACUUCGGAGCCCCUCGAUCGUGAAACCGACAACGUCUCAGGCUCCACCUCGGCCUCAGGCAACACCGACCCCAACGCCAUGGACGUCGACGAUAAUGACGAUGACAACCUGGACGACGACGAUGGCACCACCAACAACGGCGCCGCCUCCAAAACCCCAGCCUCCCCAGCCCCCACCGACGACGUCCCCGCCAUGACCCAAGGCGAGAAAACGCCCAUCCAGGGAGACCAGUCACCUGCCGUGCCCACUGCGACUGCCGCUGCUGUGCCUCCUGCUGAUGGCGCGCUGGUGGCGGUGGAGAAGGGUGAUGGGAAUGGUGAUGGAGUUGUUCUUUCUACACCGAGCAAGACGGCUGGGAUGAUUGCGGGGGAGGAGCCGGUUGUGCUUGAGGGGGAGGGGGAGGAGGGGCAGGAGGAGAAGAAUAUGGAGAUUUGA